Molecule: messenger RNA, 936 nt
Organism: Marmota monax (woodchuck)
Lineage: Eukaryota; Metazoa; Chordata; Mammalia; Rodentia; Sciuridae
Gene: Rps3a
Product: ribosomal protein S3A
Exons: 6
Coding region: 93-887 (264 amino acids)
Biological process (GO): translation
Cellular component (GO): ribosome; cytosol
Molecular function (GO): structural constituent of ribosome
Source: RefSeq, a predicted model, not a curated record
UCAGAGGUCACGUAGACGGCGCGUCCCGUCCCCGUACGCCUAAGUUCUCGCGCGAGUUGCGCUUCCGUCCUUUUGGCUCUCUGAGCAGCACCAUGGCGGUAGGCAAGAACAAGCGCCUUACAAAAGGCGGCAAGAAGGGAGCCAAGAAGAAAGUGGUUGAUCCAUUUUCUAAGAAAGAUUGGUAUGAUGUGAAAGCACCGGCAAUGUUCAAUAUAAGAAAUAUUGGAAAAACGUUAGUCACCAGGACCCAGGGAACCAAAAUUGCUUCUGAUGGCCUCAAGGGUCGGGUGUUUGAAGUGAGUCUUGCUGAUCUGCAGAAUGAUGAAGUUGCGUUUAGGAAGUUCAAACUAAUUACUGAGGAUGUUCAGGGAAAAAACUGCCUGACCAACUUCCAUGGCAUGGAUCUUACCCGUGACAAAAUGUGUUCCAUGGUCAAAAAAUGGCAGACGAUGAUCGAGGCUCAUGUUGAUGUCAAGACUACAGAUGGUUAUUUGCUGCGUCUAUUCUGUGUUGGUUUUACUAAAAAACGCAACAAUCAGAUACGGAAGACUUCCUACGCUCAGCACCAGCAGGUUCGCCAAAUCCGGAAGAAGAUGAUGGAAAUCAUGACCCGGGAAGUGCAGACAAAUGACUUAAAAGAAGUUGUCAAUAAACUGAUUCCAGACAGCAUUGGGAAAGACAUAGAGAAGGCUUGCCAAUCAAUUUAUCCUCUUCAUGAUGUCUUUGUUAGAAAAGUAAAAAUGCUGAAGAAGCCCAAGUUUGAAUUGGGAAAACUCAUGGAGCUUCAUGGUGAAGGUAGUAGUUCUGGAAAAGCUACAGGAGAUGAGACAGGUGCUAAAGUUGAACGAGCUGAUGGAUAUGAACCACCAGUUCAAGAAUCUGUUUAAAAUUCAAAUUUUUAAUAGUGACCAAUAAAAAGUCCUAUUUGUGAUGGUU